Venturia canescens is the source of this 3673-nucleotide messenger RNA. It is a transcript of the gene Hmu, whose product is annotated as Hemomucin. Lineage: Eukaryota; Metazoa; Arthropoda; Insecta; Hymenoptera; Ichneumonidae. The transcript has 5 exons. Gene Ontology annotation, cellular component: endomembrane system. Gene Ontology annotation, biological process: biosynthetic process. The coding region runs from base 400 to 2250 and encodes 616 amino acids. Gene Ontology annotation, molecular function: strictosidine synthase activity; hydrolase activity. The record is from RefSeq and is a predicted model, not a curated record.
AGUUUCUUAUUUCUUCUUCAACUAUACUAAAAAAAUUUCGUGUUACUUUAUCACCAAGCCGAUGCGCGCUGCGGUCGAUCAAUCUUCUUUGAAGCAAUAUUUAAGGAAUUUAUCUCACAAGACACGUCUUUUCAGUCGCGUGGCACCUUCCACGAAUCACUUUACGCGUUAUCUUUUCAUUUUCGCUGAUUUGGUAUUUUUUUUUUUUUUUUUUCUCGAGCUUCUGCAGUAAGUGCGGUACCCGGUCUCUCGCCAUUUCAAUCAGUUCAGUUUUGACUGCUCAUCACACCGCACAGGCGGCGACCGUAACUGACCCCUAACUGUCAGGUAAUUUGAUUGUGAUCGCGACAAUCGUCGAAAUUUGAACAUUGACCAAGGCCAUUGAAUUUCGCAAAUACGAUGAGUUACCUCAAGUCACUGGGGACUUCCUUCGUCUACAUCGCUUUUUUCCUCGCGGUCAUUACCUUUUCACCUGGCUUGCCACCUAAUGUGUCCUUCACGGAAUACAGUACCAAACCUCCCCCAGCAUACACCGGUGUUUUAGCUCCAAACGAACGACUCAACAAUCCAGAAAUAUUGUUCCAAGGUCAAGUUCUUGGGGCCGAGAGUUUUGACUCUUUCAAUGGUCAACUUUACACAGGAAUGCACGACGGAUAUGUCGGUAGAGUCCUUGACAAAAAAAUUGUGCCCGUUGUUCGUUUUGGCAAGGAUUGUGCUGGUCUCUGGGAGGAGGAAAAAUGUGGUCGACCUUUGGGACUCAAAUUUGAUAAACAAGGUCGUCUCUAUGUUGUUGAUACUUAUUAUGGUAUUUUCAAGGUCAAUGUUGAUACUGGCAAGUAUGAACGGAUCUUUGAUCCCAGUAAACCCAUCGACGGCAAAGUACCUAUUUUAUUCAAUAGCAUAGAUGUUGCCGAUAACGGUGAUCUCUACUGGACCGAUUCCUCCUCUGACUUUAAAUUGUUUGAUGGCAUAUUUUCUCUUUUCGCUGAUCCUUCUGGCAGGUUGAUCCGUUAUAAUGCAGCAACGAAGAAAAACGAAGUGCUGUUAAAAAAUCUGGGUUUUGCAAAUGGUGUGAAACUAAGCGACGAUGAGAGUUACGUGUUAGUGGCUCAAACAUUCAUGGCAACGAUCGUCAAGUAUCAUUUGAAAGGUGCAAAUGCUGGAAAGAGCGAAAAGUUUGAUGGACUUCCAGGAUUCCCGGACAACAUACAUUCAGACAGUUUAGGCAAUUAUCUCGUCAGUAUAAUAACACCGGCUGAUCCGGAGCAUCCUCAACUGAUUCAGACAUUGGGACCGCAUCCUUACUUGAGAAAAAUGAUCGCCAGGCUUUUGAGUCUAGCAGAACUACCGUUUAAAUUAUUGGAUGAUCUUUAUCCUAACGAUAUCGCUAAAAAGGUUAUUCAUGCGAUCGGAUCUUUUCAGACCUUCUCAUUUCUUUAUCCUAAAAAUGUGUUGGUAUUGAGAAUGAAUGGCAAUGGGCAAAUUUUGGACGCUUUGCACAAUUCUGAUGAGAAGAUGUCGGCUAUAAGCUCGACUUUUGUUCACAAUGAUUAUGUUUGGUUCGGUUCACCAUACAACGAUUACAUUGCUCGCAUUCCCGUGAAACAAGCUUUUCCUGGCGUACAAUUUGUCAGGAGCAAAAAUCAUGCUAAAAUUACUCGCGAGGCUCCCCCGAAAGUGGUAAAACAUGUUGAGUCUUCCAAACCAACUACAACGACUCCAAAACCUACUACAACGACUCCGAAACCAACCACAACGACUCCAAAACCAACCACGACUCCGAAACCAACCACAACGACUUCAAAACCAACCACAACAACUCCGAAACCAACCACAACGACUCCGAAACCAACCACAACAACUCCGAAACCAACCACAACUCCAAAACCAACGACAACUACUUCAAGACCAACGACCUCCACUCAAAAAGUAACAACGACUCCUCGUCCUCCAAAAACCACCCAAAGACCCACUCAAGCUCCCCCAAAACCAAUCAAAGUUGAGCAAACCAAGCCUGCUCCGGAAGUCUACGUAGAACACGCACAAAAACCUCAGCCACAAGAAACUCCAAGAGAAAUCUAUGACGAAUCCAUGAAGCCGUUGAGGGAAGUACCUUCCAGAGAAGAGACCGAUGAGCUUCCAAGACCAAUUAAUGUAGCUGCUCCAACUGUACCACCUUCACACAGAGGAAAAAAUAUCGAGGAAACUAAGUCGGAUGGGCAUGAGGUGAAACAACAUGACGAGAUGUAAAUUUGCAUCGACCAACCACUAUUCUAAUAUCAUUCCCAAAAACAUUCCGUGGGUCGACUCGAUUCGGUCGUUUUUUUUUUACAAAGAUUUUGAACAAAACAACUGUUUCAAACAUUAACAUUGCUGGGGUGCAACAACUUUCAUAUUUUUUAUUCUCAAAGUUUUUCUUCAGAACAAAUUUUAAGAAUAUCAUCAAUUAGGUACCGAACAGAUUAAUGCACAUUCACAACGCCGCUGAGCAUAUGCAAAACUGAUGCGGCAACUGAAUAUUGAAUCUAUAAACUCGAGGUAUAAAAAUCUAAGAAUUUUCAUUGUAGUCCAACAAUGUUAAUGUCAAUUCCAUCAGAAAUGACUCGUACUCUUACGAAAAUUUAGUCAGUUUCUAUUCUUCCAUUAUUUGUAAUAUUUCAUGAACAAUUUAAUGAUUCAACGAUAUACGCUAUUGAAUACCAUCGCAGUUCAGUGUUGAACCUCGAUAAACAAAAAUUUUUCUUUAUUACUAAACUGCUAAGCAGUGUAUUCCGACGCAGAGUUAUACAUUUAUAUUGUAAACUAGACACUGUGAUCUACGACUGUAAAUAAGGUUGAGAAUAUCAUUGUUUUUUGAAAGUUUUCUAUGGGUGAUUGGUACAUAUAUACACAUUUAUAUAUCUACAAUGUAGUUGUAAAAUAUACAUGCAUAUUGUAGGUUUACAAGUUAAGGAUACGCUCUUAAAAACGAAACCAAGGUUUUUAUCGUUACUGAUAGUUCGUUGACGAUUUUCCCAGCACCAGACACGUCCAUUAACUAAUGUCUCGUUAAAAUAAAUGGAGCAUUCCAAGUUAUUUCAAGUAACACCGAGCUUGAAUCUCAUGAAAGUUUUUUGUAAUAUAAAGACCAUCAGCAGCACUAUCCAAGCCAAUUUUCAGAUUUUUUUCUCAGCGUUGAUGUAAGAGUUACAAAUUUUCAAGAAACUCAGCUCCGGAAAAUUGGGAAAAGUCUUAAUGUCUGUAUCUCCGAAAUUAAUCAACGUAUCAGAAAAUGUAAUUACAUCAAUUCUUUUCGUUUUCGUUCAUACCUUGAGAAAAAAAACAACGAAAAUGUUUAUUCCGCAUCUGGAUCUGAGGCUAUUUUUUAAAUUAGUCGUGGAGAUGAAGCGUUGGGACGUUUACGAACUUGGCAAAAUCGGGUUUUUUUUUUAAAUCUCUUGUGAGACGUGAGAAAAAAAUCUGAAAAUUGUAUAGUUUAUUAUUGUAAAAGAAUUUGAAUAAAAUCAAAAUGGUCAGCUAAGAGAUAGCCACUCGCGAAGGUGUGGAAUGCCUCGUAUACAUAUUUGAGAUUGAAAAAUAUAUUAUUCUGGAUUACCUCCUUCUGGGGUGUGAUAAAAAUUGAUGUAUCACACGGUGAAGUUCUUCCGAAUAAACAUUUGAUGAAAUCUUCCAA